This is a messenger RNA of Penicillium pulvis, 1518 nucleotides long. RefSeq names its product glycoside hydrolase family 71 protein. The record is from RefSeq and is a predicted model, not a curated record. The transcript is spliced from 4 exons. NCBI's taxonomy places the organism in Eukaryota, Fungi, Ascomycota, Eurotiomycetes, Eurotiales, Aspergillaceae. Gene Ontology annotation, biological process: mating projection tip cell wall disassembly. Gene Ontology annotation, molecular function: glucan endo-1,3-alpha-glucosidase activity. The coding region runs from base 1 to 1518 and encodes 505 amino acids.
AUGCUGGCACGGGUUUUGUUUGUCCUUGUUGGGCUGCUGGCAGCGCUGACAAUGACCAGUCCAGUCUCUACAGUUUCGACUUCCGCAGUCACUACAUCAACAGCUGGUGAUAAACUCGUGUUUUGUCACUUCAUGAUCGGUAUCACCAGCAACCGUCAAAACUCCAGCGACUAUGACGAUGACAUGCAGCGUGCCAAAGCCUUCGGCAUAGACGCUUUCGCUUUAAACAUCGGUACAGAUUCGUACACUGAUACCCAGCUCCAAUAUGCCUACACAUCUGCCGCCAAGAAUGGAAUGAAGGUGUUCAUCUCCUUUGACUUCAACUGGUGGAGCACGGGACAAGGUAGCGCCAUCGGUGCCAAAAUCAAACAGUACGCCAGCUACUCCUCUCAGCUCAAAGUAGAUGGCAAGGUCUUUGUCUCGUCGUUCUCUGGCGAUGGCCUGGAUGUCGCUGCCAUGACUGCUGCAGCAGGUCAGAGCCUCUUCUUUGCACCUAACUUCCACCCCGGAGAGGGCAACUUCGAUGAUGCGCAAAGUGCACUCAAUUGGAUGGCUUGGCCAAGUAAUGGAGACAACAAGGCUCCUACGGUUAAGAACCUUGUUACAGUACCUGAUACUGAUAAGGCUUAUAUCGAUGCUUUGGGUGGGAAGCCCUACAUCGCGCCGGUCUCGGCAUGGUUUUUUACCCAUUUCGGAAGUGAGGUGUCCUACAGCAAGAACUGGGUCUUCCCCUCUGACUUGCUCUGGUAUCGGCGCUGGCGCGAGAUCCUGGCUCUCAAACCUCGCUUUGUGGAAAUCAUCACCUGGAAUGACUAUGGAGAGUCGCAUUACAUUGGACCGCUGUCAUCGCCUCACACCGACGAUGGGUCAUCCAAGUGGGUGAUGGAUAUGCCUCAUGACGGCUGGCUAGAGAUGGCCAAGCCAUUUAUCGCCGCUUACAAGGCCGGAAGCACAGUUGCACUUCCCUACAUCGAAGAAGAGAAGCUGGUCUACUGGUACCGACCCACACCCCGGGAUGUCAACUGCGACGCGACCGACACAACAAUGACCAGCAGCGCCAAUAACGCCAGCGGCAAUUUCUUCAGUGGUAAGCCUGACGGGUGGGAAACCAUGAAAGACGAGGUAUUCGUCGUUGCGCUGCUCAAAUCACCCGCAGAAGUACACGUACAAUCAGGCAACAAGACACGGUUGUUCCGGGCACCGGCGGGGAUCAGUUCAUGGUCUGCGCCCAUGGGGGUGGGUCAGCAGAAGUUCGCGAUAACGCGGAGAGGAAAGACGGUGUUGUCGGGGACUAGCCUGAAGGACAUUGUUGAUCAUUGUAUCUGCGGGAUCUACAAUUUCAAUGCCUAUGUGGGGACUCUCCCGGCCCCAUCCACGAUUGACCGUCUCCAGCCGGCUGGACUGGCUUUGUUGUCACAGGGGCUGAAGGUGGCAUGUCCGACGAAUACCCUGGGGGCCAGUAGUGCGUCUUCAACCGGUGGGAUGAGCACUAGUACUAGCACUUGCACUAGCACUUAG